Messenger RNA from Talaromyces rugulosus, 2022 nucleotides. RefSeq lists its product as uncharacterized. The transcript is spliced from 4 exons. Gene Ontology annotation, biological process: cell division. The record is from RefSeq and is a predicted model, not a curated record. Bases 1 to 2022 code for a protein of 673 amino acids. Gene Ontology annotation, molecular function: protein binding. Lineage: Eukaryota; Fungi; Ascomycota; Eurotiomycetes; Eurotiales; Trichocomaceae. Gene Ontology annotation, cellular component: anaphase-promoting complex.
AUGGUUAUGACACUCACAAAAGACGACAUAGAGGAGCUUCGGUCCCGGCUCGAAGACUCCGUGAUCAAGUGCUCCGAGCGCUGUCUUUACCAGUCUGCAAAAUGGGCCGCAGAGAUGCUCGAUUCACUUGUUCCCUCUGACGAAGAUGAUACCGACACCAGAUCCUCCUCCAUGGAAACCGAUACCACUCCAACCACCAACCCUUUUCUCCCACAGUUAGAUCCAGCAGAGGCUGCUCUCGAAGCACGGGAGUCUCAUAAAUACCUUCUCGCCAAAUCAUAUUUCGACACCCGCGAGUACGACCGAUGCGCUGCUGUUUUCCUCCCACCUACGAUACCCCCGGUUCCGCUUUCCACAGUCUCUCCAAAUGUCAGAAGCCGCACGUCAUUGACCCCGCAAAAGGGAAAGGGUAAAGCUUCAGGGACGCCGAGUUCUAGAGGGGGCCAUGCUCCAGCGCAAAGUCCCUACCCGAAACUUAGCCAGAAAUCCUUGUUUCUAGCUUUGUACGCAAAAUAUCUGGCAGGAGAAAAGCGAAGGGACGAAGAGACAGAGAUGGUGCUUGGACCUGCAGACGGUGGCAUGACUGUCAACCGUGAAUUACCGGACCUGGCGCGGGGCUUAGAAGGAUGGUUUGCUGAGCGAAGAGAACUGGGUCUGGAAUCCUGUGGCCAAGGGUGGUUGGAAUAUCUGUAUGCCGUUAUUUUAUUGAAAGGCAAAAAUGAAGAGCAGGCAAAAACAUGGUUAAUCCGCAGCGUUCAUCUUUAUCCAUUCAAUUGGGGCGCUUGGCAAGAAUUGAACGACUUGCUGCCGAACGUUGAUGAUCUGAAACAAGUGGCAGGAAUGCUGCCUCAAAAUAUCAUGUCCUGGGUAUUCCAAGUACACUGUAACCAGGAACUAUACCAGGUCAACGAAGAUACCCACCAGACGCUCAAUGAACUCGAGAAUAUCUUCCCAAACAGUGCAUUCUUGAAGACUGAGCGAGCUCUUUUAUAUUAUCAUUCGAGAGAUUUUGAAGAAGCAUCUGCAAUAUUUGCCGACAUUCUUGUAGAGUCACCACACCGUUUGGAUGGUCUCGACCAUUACUCAAACAUCCUCUAUGUAAUGACCGCGAGACCACAGCUUGCAUUCAUCGCACAGUUAGCCACUGCAACCGACAAAUUUAGACCAGAGACUUGCUGCGUAGUCGGCAACUACUACUCGCUCAAGUCAGAACACGAAAAAGCCGUCAUGUACUUCCGCCGGGCUCUCACACUCGAUAGAAGCUUCCUGUCAGCUUGGACUCUCAUGGGACACGAAUACAUUGAAAUGAAAAAUACACAUGCCGCCAUUGAAUCAUACCGCCGCGCCGUCGAUGUGAACCGGAAAGAUUACCGAGCAUGGUAUGGUCUAGGUCAAGCAUACGAAGUCUUGGACAUGUCCUUUUACGCUUUGUUCUACUACCAACGUGCCGCCGCUUUACGACCCUAUGAUUCGAAAAUGUGGUUAGCAGUGGGCACGUGCUACGCUAAGAUGGACCGUCUUCAGCACAGUAUCAAAGCCAUGAAGCGUUCUCUUGUUGCAGGAGCAUACUACGAACAUGCGGCGGACAGUGCAGAUGCCAACCACCCCACAGGCCGCAAGAUUCUCGACCCAGACACUCUUCACCAAAUCGCCACUCUCUACGAACGGCUGGGAGACGACGAGGAAACUGCAGCGUACAUGGAACUGACGCUACAACAGGAAACGGGAGAAGUAGAGCGUCCUGACCCAGGUUCCGACGACGACGAUGAUAAAAACUCGGACAACGGCGCUGGAGCUGCUCGUCGACGCUCUGAUGACGGUGACGUUGAAGUCGUAGGCGGCACUGGUGUUACUGCCACGACAUCAAAGGCACGCCUAUGGCUUGCUCGAUGGGCCCUCAGACAUGGCGAUCUUACCCGUGCAGACCAGCUGGCUGGCGAGCUGUGUCAAGAUGGUAUCGAAGUUGAAGAAGCAAAGGCUUUGAUACGAGAUGUCAGAGCAAGGAAAGAAGGAGGCAGAUAG